This is a messenger RNA of Vollenhovia emeryi, 2397 nucleotides long. RefSeq names its product coiled-coil domain-containing protein 102A. The transcript has 6 exons. The record is from RefSeq and is a predicted model, not a curated record. Lineage: Eukaryota; Metazoa; Arthropoda; Insecta; Hymenoptera; Formicidae. The coding region runs from base 238 to 1905 and encodes 555 amino acids.
GAACGCGUGUGUGACAUAUUGACAUACGUGUGCAGCUCGAGUCGGAGUCUCGUCGUUGAAUCGAGUCUGACGGCAUUCAGAGCGGCGCGAAGGGCGCGAAGGGCGGAACGAUGCUCGAUCGACGUUGAAGAGCGGUGCCGGGAGGUACCCGCGGUGGCAGGGAGCGACAUUCGGGGAGAGUCAGCCCCGGGGACGGUGAGCGAGAACGGAGGUUGCAGGUUACCCGCUGCCCGCGUCAUGGCACAGUCGACGGCGAGCGGCACGUCCUCGCGGCGGUACAUGCGGGAGCACGAGGCGCCGUCCUCGUCGCGCUACGUGGACAGCGAGUGGGAGUCCAAAGAGGCCUUACGACAGCGGGAGCUCGAGGAGGCGAGAGCGCGGGCGGCGCAAAUGGAGAAGACGAUGCGUUGGUGGUCCGACUGUACCGCCAACUGGCGCGAGAAGUGGAGCAAGGUGAGGAACGAGAGGAACGCGGCUAGGGACGAGGCGAAGGUUCUGAGGGCCAAGCUGGAGAUCGCCGUCAAAGAUGCCAACACGUUCAAGCACGAGUCGCAGGAAUUGGAGCUGCAGAACGAGCAGCUGAAGAAGGAGAUGGAAAAGAUUCACAUGAUACUCUUGAAACACGCCGGGCAGUUUGACCAGCAGAUCUUUACCAUUCUGGAGUCGGAUCCGCAGCUGCGAACUACCUUCGGGCUGGACGAGCAGCUGGAGUUUUACAACAGCAUCGGGGCCGGCGACGCGUUAGUUGGGCAAAGGGACAUGCUGCCUUGUAAAAAUUCGCACGAGGUGUCGAGCGUUGCUGCGGCAGGCCACGGUAUCCUGCCGGAGAGGGACAUCGAGGAGUACGUCCUGCAAGGCGCCGUGCCGAAGCACGCGGUGGAACUGUACAAGGAAAGUCCCAGCAACUCGCUGGACAAAAGCAUCACGAAACUAGUCGCGGAUAGUAAUGCCAAAAAGGACGGACUGGAGAAACAGUCGCCGCUAGACUGUGUGUACAACGACGAGUCCGCAAUUCAGAAGAUGUCGGCGUUGCAGAUGAAGCUGGAGGAGGCGACCAAGGCUAUUUCCAUGGAAAGAGAGGAGAACAAUUCUCUGCACCGGACUGUGGAAAAAUUGAAAGCCGAGGUGAAGCAAUUGAGGGAGCAGUGUGAGGAAAUAUCCGAGAGUAGAGGCGGCGCGAUGAGAGAAUUGUCAGAACUGAAAGAGCGUUUUCAACUCGAACUCAGCGACGAACAUAUAGCAGAUUUAAUGGACAGUACGAGUGAUGGAGACAGCAUGGACCGUCGAUUGAUGGAACUGAGGACAGAAUUGGAGAAACUUCAAGUCGAAAAUGCAGCAGAGUGGAGUAAAAGGGAGAGACUGGAAACCGAGAAGAGUUCAUUGGAACGUCAGAACAAAUUGCUCCGCUUAAAAUUACACGAGCUGCAGGAGAGAAUAGAGUCGCGGCGACCACGGCCGGCGUCCACGGCCGACGCGGACACGAGACAAUUGCAGCAUGAAAUUCUAGUUCGCAAUAUGGUAUUACUCGAAGUAAAGCAGUACCAGGCAGCACUGAAACAGUCGCUGGCGGAGAAAUCAACGGAGUUGUCGCACGCGACGAGACGGUCCGAGCAAUACGAGGCGGAGGUGAAGCGAGUGAGAGCGAGGGUCGAGGAGUUGAAGAAAGAGCUGGCCACCGCCCAGGACGAGGCUGACGCUACUACGAACAACAUGCGAAAAUUGCAACGGGCCAACGAGGAUCUUGUGGAGCAACUGGAAUCUGCGAAUGUACAACUGGAGCAUUUUAGAAAUAGUAACAAUGAGACGCGCGAAACUCUAGCGGACACUGAAGUAGACGAGGCUGGGAAGCAAAAGGUCCAAGCCAACAAUUCCAGUGAAUACACUGAAGGUACGUUACUAAUAUAGUCGUCGUUCUCGAAUCGAUAGAACAACAAUUGAACGAAAUUACAAUCCACGAUUGGCAACAAGCCUAGUAUUCGCUCGUAUCGAUAGCGGUAUGACUGUAAGUCAAAUAGCGAAGAUGCAAAUCGGAUAAGCGACCUUAUAGUGGGCCUAAAGUACAGGGCAAGUAUUUGACAACAGUUUGUUUACCUUUUCUCUCUUUAAUCUCUGACUUGACGCGACUCCGGGCGAAUUGUAUGUGUCGAAUAACUGUCAUGAGCUAUAUGCGCCUGUUGUAUUUAACGAUGAACAUGUCAAUACUUCUAAAAGCAUAUAUGUAAAUAUAUGUUGCGUUUAUAUUAUUUAAUUAUGUAUCAUAAUCGAUAGCGUACAAUUUUACUUAUCUAUUGACCGAUACGAAUGAUGGGUGUGAAUAUCUACAGCAUUUGUUGUUCAGUAGUUACUCAAUCGUGAGAGAGAGAGAGAGAGAGAGAGGAGAGAGAGAGAGAGAGAGAG